GCUGGAUGAGUUUGCCUACGGAUAUUCCAGUGAGCUGCCCUCCUGGCCUAGAGUAUCUCUACUACACUGACCGUCUACAUAUUUAUAAGGAUAUGGGUAUAUGGGAAGCUAUUUUUGGCAUUAGAACUAAAGGCAAAUAUAAAAUAAGAACUAAAGACAUAGAACAAGUUUAUUAUGCUGAAGAGGAAUCCAAUUGGUUCUUCAGAAACUGCUGUGAUCCAAGUAAUCCUUUUGGAGUGAAGAUCGUGGACCGUUCCAACAAAGAAGUGAUUCAUUUGGAACGACCAUUGGCCUGCACUUUCUGUUGUUCACCUUGUUGUCUUCAGAAAUUGCUGGUGUAUUUCCCUCCUGGGCACUUGGCUGGAACCGUAGAACAAGAAGUACAAACUUCAAAGUUCAGUAUUAAAGACAGUGCUGGAGCCACUGUUUUGAAAAUCAAAGGUUCUGAUGCAUCAGAUUGCUGCAUGUCUUCUCAUACUGCAAAAUUACGUAUUCUCAAUCUUGAUGGACAAGUUGUUGGUAAUAUCUGGAAACACUGGUACAACGACGAAGAUCCUAAUUCCGAUCUAAAUUACUGUGGUGUUACAUUCCUCCCAACUAUGAACGUACGUUUGAAAGCCAUUUUACUUGGCGCAUCCUUCUUAAUGGAUUCACUUUACUAUGGGAUUUGAAGUUCCAGACGACAUAAGAAUAAAAUAUAGAGGUAAAUUAAAAUAUUUAAUGCACAUUGUUUUACACAUUUAUCUUGUAACCUACAUGAUAUUUUUAUAUUAUCAACAUCCCAACAAGGAAGUACUUUUAAUUUGUUCACCUGAGUUGUUGUAAUUAACUGAUUAAUUACUUUCUUUAAAUUUUAUGAUGAAAUUUCUAUGCCAAGGGCAUUGUAAUGUAUUGUUUAACUCCUGGUAUUUUUCAACAAAAUAGUAACAAUUUUUAUUUCAUAUUGCAUAUGUACAGUAAGUAUAGAGUUUUUCCAAAUUUAUCCGCAACCCAUCUUUUUGACCACCAUAAUCCUAGCCAUGAUUUAUAUUAACAAAAUUUAAAAAAAUACUUAUAUAUAGAAAAAAGAUCAUUCCUGCCAUUUCCCAAAAGAUCCCAUCUAGAUUUAAAUUUUGUUUGAUUAUAUUACAGAGUAUUAGGUAUUAACUAGUUACCAAAUUGAUCAUUUUUCACGGACAACAAGACUUAAGUUUACAUUAUUAAAGCAAUUGCUUUUUAAAUUUUCAUGCUUCAUUAAAAAUUGUAGAAAGUUAUAAUAAGUUAAAUCCUUCUUUUGGCCUACAACACUGUUGGGAGAAAUCCGGUGGCAAAUCAAGUACAGUAGAGAGAGCGUCAAUAAUCCGGACCAAUUGGGACCCAACCCCGUCCGGAGUUUUGAAAUGUCUGCAUUUUCUAAAUGAACCAAUAAAGAGGUAAUGGCAAAGUGGUAAUGAAAAGUUAUGUUUAAUUGUGCAUAAAUCACGAUGUUGUGUACGUGGAGCGGGUAAUUAAAAUUAUUCAUUACAUUAUUACAAAAAGCUUUAAAUGUUUAACUUACAGAAAAAAUACAGUAAUCAUAUUUUCUGUAAAGUAUAUCUAGGCUAUAUAACACUAAAAUACUGUACCUAUGUAUAACUGUGAUUAAUAAACUACUUAAAUUACGAAAUAUAUGGACUUUUAAAAUCUGUCCAUAUAUAAACAAAAUAUUUUCCAGCCAGAAUUGAAUCCGGAUUAUGGACGGUCCGGAUUUUUAACGUCUGAAUUUUUGACACUCUACUGUACUCAUGUGUGCAUAAUUUUGGGACUUUUGGCCUAAACCAAUAAUGUGAAUCUGUGAUUCACAUAGAAAAGUUUGCCUUUGUAAUUGUUUUAAUUUAACCCUUGUAGUGCCAUAGGUAUUUUUCAAGUUGUGCUUUACCAGUGUCAAGCAUUUAUUACAAGUGUACCUGCCAGUGCCAGAGGGUUUCUAACCCUUUUUGUAAUGUGCUGGUAAAUAAUUUUUAAUACCAUUAUUUGUUGCACAAAUGUAAUGAUUUUUUACCUAAUUAUAGAUACAAAUUCAACCUAUUUAAAUAAAAUACUAAAAAUAUCCAGACUCGAAAUACAAUAUUUUUUAUUACAAACAAAUUUACUUACAUGAAAACAAUUUUGGUUUUUUUAAAUUUGGACGUGUCUAUGGUGAUGAAAACAAUAGCUGCACUCUAUUCAAUAAAUUCACUAUAAAGCCAAUUAAAUGAUGUACAUACUGCUAAAAUUUAAUGGUAAAAUGUUCACAAAUAAAAGAAUUGUGGCAUUCUUUUGGAAAUCUAACAGUCUGUACAAUUUGUGAAGUCUUAAAACUGUUCAUGAUUUUACACAAAAUCAUAUAAAGUUAAGGAAAAAAUACAGAUAAAAUUAACAACACACAAGUAAAUCUAAACUGUCAAUUAUACAUUGUAAAAGUUAUCUAAUUUUUCAAGUGGGAUAACAUUUACAUAAAAAAACUCAAAAACUUAGUAGUGAUGAAAAGGAAAAUACUUGGGAUGUCAACUAUUUUUGCAUUUUCUGCACAUAAACGUUGAUUUUUUUUCUUUUCCUACCAGUCUUUGUGCUGGCUACACUACAAAUACAGCAGUUCUUCUCCCUAUCAUUGGGAAUUUCUUCAAGAUAUGUGUAGGAUUUGUAUCUACUCCGGUAGGACUCCUCUGUGUUACAAAUAAGCUGUGUUUUCAUAUAAGCAGUUCCAACACAAAUAUUUCGUCAGUGUGACAUAUGUCCACAUUU
This is a messenger RNA of Homalodisca vitripennis (glassy-winged sharpshooter), 2742 nucleotides long. RefSeq names its product phospholipid scramblase 2-like. Gene Ontology annotation, biological process: plasma membrane phospholipid scrambling. Lineage: Eukaryota; Metazoa; Arthropoda; Insecta; Hemiptera; Cicadellidae. Gene Ontology annotation, molecular function: phospholipid scramblase activity. Gene Ontology annotation, cellular component: plasma membrane. The transcript has 5 exons. The coding region runs from base 6 to 671 and encodes 221 amino acids. The record is from RefSeq and is a predicted model, not a curated record.